UAGUCGGCUCAAAGACCGGGGCCACAAAGCCCUAAUCUCUCUGAAAGUGGUUUAACUUUUAUCCUUGAUCUGCUCUUAAUUUAACAAUUAUUAUCUUUCUUAUCCAACAAUCUCAUUUCUAAAACCCCAUUGAUUUUUCACCGCACGAGGCUUAAUUUCACAAUCAAAAGACAAGCCCAUCUCCAGAUUUUAUGCGCGAACAGAGCUGCUUCAACUCUAACUUUUAACUCGUCUUCGUCUCUGAGACUGCGUGCUUCGCUUUGCUUAUAAUACUGGCCUCUUAAGAACGAUAUGGAUCGGUAUCAGAGAUUGGAGAAGCCGAAAGCUGAGACGCCUAUAAAUGAAAAUGAUAUUCGUAUAACCACUCAAGGAAGGAUGAGAAAUUAUAUUACUUAUGCCACCUCUCUCCUCCAGGAGAAAGGAUCCUGUGAAAUUGUUCUUAAAGCGAUGGGCAGAGCUAUCAAUAAAACUGUUAUGAUUGCUGAAUUAAUAAAGAGGCGGAUUCCUGGUCUACAUCAAAACACUUCAAUUGGAUCAACUGAUAUAACAGACAUGUGGGAGCCACUAGAAGAAGGACUUCUUCCACUAGAGACUACUCGCCAUGUAUCAGUGAUCACUAUCACAUUGUCAAAGAAGGAGCUCAAUACAUCAUCAACAGGAUACCAGCCUCCUCUUUCUGCUGAUCAAGUGAAACCAUGGAAUGAAUUUGAAGAUGAAGGAGAGGGUUCUCCAAAGACAAGAGGUAGGAGGCGUGGUGGUGGAGGAAGGGGCAGGGGUAGAGGAGAUUAUAAUGGUGAUGGUUGGGAUGGUGGUCCUGGCUUUGGCAGCAGAGGUCGAGGACGUGCAAGAGGUCGUUCUUCUCGGGGUAGAGGAUGGGCUUAUGGUGGUCAGUCAAGUGGAUCUUAUGAUUAUGGUGAAUACGAUGCACUGCCUCCACAAGGUCGUGGUAAAUUAAGGCGUGGUCGUAGGAGGGGAUGGGGUCGUGGGCAUGGUCGAAAUCGUGGGUCAGCAACAGCUGCAUAAGCGGGGAACUGUUGCUGAAGCAUGAAAGUAAGGUUUGGGGUCGAAAAAUGAUAAGUUGAUGCCUGCUGAAGUCUGGUGAUAUUUAUGGGCAUUGUCUUUCGUUUCAAAUUGUGAAGUUUUAGCAGCUAGUGGUGCUUGCGGCUAUUUUUUAAAUUAGAUUGUUGUGGCCUAGGAACAUUUUCUUAGUUAUUUAAUUUUGACAACUUUUUUAUAUAUCAAGUUAGAGGAUUGUACAAUUUUUUCUCCUUUGUUAAUAGUAAUAAUAGAGCAGUACAUUCUUUCA
This is a messenger RNA of Mangifera indica (mango), 1306 nucleotides long. RefSeq names its product ribonuclease P protein subunit p25-like protein. The record is from RefSeq and is a predicted model, not a curated record. Lineage: Eukaryota; Viridiplantae; Streptophyta; Magnoliopsida; Sapindales; Anacardiaceae. Gene Ontology annotation, molecular function: RNA binding. The coding region runs from base 292 to 1023 and encodes 243 amino acids. The transcript has 9 exons.